AUGUCGCCAGUCGAUAUUCCCUUUAUCCAUUCCGAGCUUGUUGACAGUGAGGAAGUUGCUCGUGUUUGCGCAACCACCCUACCUGUUCGCAAAAGCAGGUACAGCCAUCUAGCUGAGAAAGCUGUCUCUGAAUUUCAGCAGCAGUGGCAGGAGGAAGUUGGGUUCGCAUACUGUGGAGCAACUUCGCCGCAGGGCCCUGUUACUGUCUUCUUUCCCCCGGAGACCAAACAAGACCGUGUUGAGAUCUUUGCCAAGCUCAUUGAGUACUUCUUCGCUUAUGAUGAUGUUCUCGCCGCUCCUGGAAGUGCUAAGUCCGGUGAGAAACAAUCAACCGAUUCCAUUGGAUGGGAAGUACGCAAGGGAACAACGAGUAGUGUUCGCAUCAGCGCAAUGAAGCAAAUCCAGUCCGAAGUGUUCUUGCGUCUUCUCGAAAUCAACCGAAAACGCGGAAACCUCAUCCUUCGAGCUAUCAACGAUUAUCGGGCCGACGAUUACGGGGCAGAGCUGAAUAUCAUGUCAAUCAUCUACUGCUGCGAGCUGGACCUGACGCAGACUGAUAUUGAGGCCCUGAAACAAAUUUGGUCGCCUGCGACUGCUGCAGCGGCGCUGGUUAACGACCUGUAUAGCUUCAAUAGGGAGGUGAUAUUGGAGCCUGACACGGAUACGGAUACGACUAUCACGACGCCAAACUCGGUCUGGUACCUGAUGAAAACACUGAACUUGACUGUAUCCCAAGCCAAAGAAUUCCUGCUGAAAGACAAGAUUGCGCCUUUGGAAAGAGAAUUCAUUGCCAAGAAGGCUGAGUAUCUGGCCAACAUGGAUCCCAUGACACCUAAGUCAGGCGAUAUUAUCUAUUUCCUGGAAAUGGUUGGCUUAGGUUUAUCGGGAAACUGGUACUGGCAUGCUAUUGCUGAUCGCUUCCACCGAUGGGCUGAGGUUCUACAACUGCCACCCGCCAAGCUAUUCGAUUACGAUGAAGCCACAGCAACAUGCGCCACCUUCUUGAAUAGCCAGACUUUGGGAGCCAGGUCUAGCCGGAUCGUGGACUCCUUUGAGGGUCCACAGACAAUGACCGAUGACCCAUACUAUAAGGUUCUCCAGCAGCCGAUUGAUUAUCUUCGGAGCGUACCAUCGAAGAAUAUAAGAGGCACCAUCAUCCAAGCGUUGAAUCUAUGGGUCAACGCGCCGGAAUCGGCAGCAACUCAGGUGGAAGACUUGAUCGGACAUCUUCACGAUUCAUCGCUUCUGCUUGAUGACAUCCAGGAUAACUCAGAGCUCAGACGCGGUCGGCCAACUGCCUAUCGCGUGUUUGGGGUAGCACAGACCAUCAAUGCUGCAACCCAUGCACUUACUCAAGCGUUUGAAAAGGUUGUCCCACUAAUGAAGCCAGGCACCUCAGAUGGGUUCUUCGAUGAGUUGCGCAAUCUUCAUGUUGGACAGGCGAUGGAUCUUCAUUGGACGCGGUCUGGGUAUCGUCCUUCGAUUGCAGAAUACCUGGAAAUGAAUCAGUUGAAAACCGGCGCACUGUUUUGUCUUGCGAGCAACCUUCUCUAUAUUCAAGGGUCAUUCCCAGCAGAAGCCAUCAAGCAGACUGAUUUGAGCGACCUCAUGAUCUCUCUAGGCCAGUAUUUCCAAGCCCGAGACGACUACAUUAACCUGGCAUCAACGAAGUAUCAAGAACAAAAAGGCUUUGCCCAGGAUCUCGACGAAGGCAAACUGUCUCUUCCGUUAAUCCACCUCCUGACACAGUCGCCGAACGCGGCAUUGAUUGAGAAUAUCCAGCAGGAACGAACCAGAAAUGGUAAGCUGUCGGCUGAUCUGAAGCAACUGAUCUUGAAUGAGAUGCGGGAUCAGAAGAUUCUGCAGCUCACCGAAGAGACCCUGAAUGGGUUGGAGGCGAAGGUCUUCCGACACCUGGAACGGCUGGAAGUUUCCAGCGGGGUCAAGAACUUUACGUUUCGGUUUCUGCUGGAUAGGCUGAGGGAGAUGUGA
Messenger RNA from Aspergillus welwitschiae, 1992 nucleotides. Its product is annotated as bifunctional terpene synthase/polyprenyl synthetase family protein. The coding region runs from base 1 to 1992 and encodes 663 amino acids. NCBI's taxonomy places the organism in Eukaryota, Fungi, Ascomycota, Eurotiomycetes, Eurotiales, Aspergillaceae. The record is from RefSeq and is a predicted model, not a curated record. Gene Ontology annotation, biological process: isoprenoid biosynthetic process. The transcript is spliced from 10 exons. Gene Ontology annotation, molecular function: prenyltransferase activity.